AUGCCUCGGCUCCUUUGUUUAUGUCUGCUGUGGCUCGGGCUCCUGCUGGUUCGGUUCUCCCGUGAACUGAAUGACAUCAGUAGAGCCAAGAAACUGUGCGGCAGGUACCUGGUGAAAGAAAUAGUAGAACUCUGUGGCCAUGAUAACUGGAGCCAGGUCCAUUUGGAGGAAGAAAUCCCUUUCCCACGGCUAAUUUCUGAGCCCUCGGAGAAGGUAGAAGCCUUCACUUCUGACCGGUUUGAGAGCCCCCGAGCCCAUUUCCUGGCCUGGGGGAGAGGCAGAAUCCCAGUGUCUACUUCUGUCUCUCGGGAAGAAGCAAUAAACAGUUGGGAGAUGCAGUCACUGCCUGGGUAUCAGUAUAAAAAGGUGAACUCACCCCUUGAUAAGACAAGAGACUUUUCCUCAUCACAUCUUGUCAAUCCACAUAUUCAUGAGAGUAUAAAAUUACAGAAGAAAAGUACAAACAAAAUUAAAACCUUGAACAAUUUGUUUUGGGGUAAUCAUCCCCAAAGAAAACGCAGAGGAUAUGCAGAAAAGUGUUGUCUUAGAGGAUGUACAAAAGAAGAACUUAGCAUUGCGUGUCUUCCAUAUAUUCAUUUCAAAAACUUAAAGCAGAAAGGAUCAUCACGUGUAACUGAGAUAUACUAA
Nycticebus coucang (slow loris) is the source of this 648-nucleotide messenger RNA. RefSeq names its product insulin like 6 (gene INSL6). Gene Ontology annotation, cellular component: extracellular region. Gene Ontology annotation, molecular function: hormone activity. Lineage: Eukaryota; Metazoa; Chordata; Mammalia; Primates; Lorisidae. The transcript has 2 exons. The coding region runs from base 1 to 648 and encodes 215 amino acids. The record is from RefSeq and is a predicted model, not a curated record.